UUCCCAUUCGCCAUCCAUUUUUCAGUGAACCGGCUUGCGUCUGGCUUCCACGGCUGUUAAAAUUUGUGCUAAGUAUAAAAGAUCGGACUCAAAAACAAUUCUGAAAUGGAUGCCUCAACAAAUACAAAAUCUCAGAAGGAAGUAACCAAAAUGGUGGGAUUUAUUGGCGGUGGUCGUAUGGCCCAAGCCAUGGCGAAGGGAUUCAUAUCGUCUGGUCUGGUGCGGGCUAAAAAUAUCCUCGUCAGUGACAACAGUCAACAGAUGCUCUCCAUGGUGGGGGAAAUAGGGGUAAACACUACAAUGUCCAACAAAGAAGUCGUUGAGAACAGCGAACUCAUCGUCAUAGCUGUCAAACCUAACAUUGUGGCCCCCAUAUUGAAAGAAGUGGCUGGAGUCGUCUCCCCUGACAAGCACCUGUUUGUGUCUAUUGCUGCAGGUGUAACCAUCAGGUCAAUUGAACAGAAUCUUCCUGCGGGUACCCGUGUGGUGCGUGUGAUGCCCAACACCCCCGCCCUGGUGCAGGCUGGUGCUGCCGUGAUGGCGUCUGGCAGCAGCGCUCUACCUGAUGAUGUCAUCUUGGUCCAGGAGCUGUUGAGGACUAUCGGCAUCUGUGAGGAGAGUCCGGAGUAUUUGCUGGACGCAGUGACCGGUGUCAGUGGCAGUGGACCUGCCUAUGCAUUUGCUGCCAUUGAAUCUCUGUCUGACGGUGGGGUCAAGAUGGGACUGCCCAGAGAACUAGCCACUAAAUUGGCUGCCCAAACAUUGCUGGGUGCAGCUAAGAUGGUGCUGGAGACAGGGAAACACCCAGGCCAGUUAAAGGACGAGGUGUGCUCACCUGCGGGAACAACCAUUGCUGCCAUGCAUGUCCUGGAGAAGAAAGGUUUCCGUGGAAUUUUAAUGGACGCUGUGGAGGCUGCAACUCUCAGGGCUAAGGAGCUAGGGGCCAGUAAUUAGCUUCAGUGUAGUAUUUAAUUUGUAUAGCUUAGGUCCAGAAAUUGGCUUUAGUUAAGUAUUUGAUUUGUAUAGCUUAGGUCCAGAAAUUGGCUUUAGUUUAGUAUUUGAUUUGUAGCCAAGGUCCAGUAAUUUUCUUUAGUUAAGUAUUUGAUUUGUAAAGCUAAGGUCCAGAAAUAAGCUUUAGUACAGUAUUUAUGUUGUAUAGCUUUAGUACAGUAUUUGAGUUGUAUAGCUAAGGUCCAGAGAUUAGCUUAAUACAGUAUUUGCGUUGUAAUAUUAUACACCUAGGGGCCAAUAUUAGGGUUAGUGAAGUAUUUAAGUUCUCUAUUCAAAACUUUUUUCUACUAGAAAAUUAUGUUUAUAUUUUAUGAAUUCCAUUAAAUAUAUCUAUAAUAAUUACUCAAUAAAGUAGGUAAAUGGAAUAAAUAUGUAAUGAUUACAAACUUGAUCGUAUAGUUAUAAAGUUUUAUGUAAAUGCCAUCCCUUUAUUAUGGCACCAACAUAUCAGUAUUUGUUUUCUUAUUGUUUGAUCACAUGAAUAUUUAUUUAAAAUGCUUGAUAGUGUGCAUUAUAUUGAAAAUGUUUAUACUAACUUAAAGAAUUCAACAAAAAUAUUUAUUGUGGACAAAGACUUGGUGAAAUGCUUAAAAGCAUUGCUUGGUCAUGUUUUAUUUUUAGAAUGGUUUUACAUAUACAUGUUUUUGAUUUUGUGUUGUGUGCAGAUGUAAAUGCAUAUAUGUUGUAGAAAUGUCUGAUUCAAUCCUUCGCAUUUAAAUAUUUUUGUAAAUUCUUAUUCACUAUUUUUUGUGUACUAUUUAAACAAAAUUACAUUCCAUCUUUUUUGUUCAUGAUAGAAAAUUAUUUUUCUAAUUUUACUCAUUUCUAAAUCUACUGUGAACAAAGAUUUGUCUUCUCUCAGCCACUUGUUACUUAAGCUUCUAUUUUAGUGCAAUUUUACACCUUUGUUUUGUAAUAACCUAUUUUUUUUAUUAUAAACAUUUUGAUGUUAAUGUGAAUCAUUAAAUAUGUAAAUUACAGUAUUAAGAAUUCUGAUAAUUUGGUCAAAAUUGUUUUGUUACAUCAAAAAUUUCUAGGGAAAAUAACUCAAAUUAUGUUAACAAAUGUAAGUUG
Physella acuta is the source of this 2085-nucleotide messenger RNA. Its product is annotated as pyrroline-5-carboxylate reductase 1, mitochondrial. Gene Ontology annotation, molecular function: pyrroline-5-carboxylate reductase activity. Lineage: Eukaryota; Metazoa; Mollusca; Gastropoda; Physidae. Gene Ontology annotation, biological process: L-proline biosynthetic process. The record is from RefSeq and is a predicted model, not a curated record.